Ceraceosorus guamensis is the source of this 1210-nucleotide messenger RNA. RefSeq lists its product as hypothetical. Gene Ontology annotation, molecular function: nucleic acid binding; protein methyltransferase activity; S-adenosylmethionine-dependent methyltransferase activity. Gene Ontology annotation, cellular component: eRF1 methyltransferase complex. Gene Ontology annotation, biological process: methylation. The transcript has 7 exons. NCBI's taxonomy places the organism in Eukaryota, Fungi, Basidiomycota, Exobasidiomycetes, Ceraceosorales, Ceraceosoraceae. The coding region runs from base 125 to 814 and encodes 229 amino acids. The record is from RefSeq and is a predicted model, not a curated record.
GGCCGCAGCGCCGUCCAGCAUGCAGCUCGCGGCUGAAACGAUCACGCGACGCGACGUCUUCCUACACACUCGGACUCGUGACUUCUGACUCUGACUCGAUCGAUGCAGCUAUAUAAGGGCCGUCAUGGCCACGCCUACUCCCGAGCUGCCUUUGAGCAAGGCAGACUAUCGGCACGUAUACGAACCGGCAGAGGAUACGUUUGCGCUCUUGGAUGCGCUCGACGCUGAUGCGGAUCGCCUACGGUCGCUCAACGGCGGCGCUGGCAUGCUAUGCGUCGAGAUUGGGAGCGGAAGCGGGUGCGUGUCUGCGUUCCUUGCCGCGCUUCUAGGCGCCACAAAUGCUGCUUUCCUGACGUUGGAUGUCAACGACAAGGCAAAUGUUGCGACGGGGCGCACAGGCACGGCAAAUGGGGUGCACUUGUCUCCCAUUCGCUCGGAUAUGUUGUCGGCCCUCUUCUCGAGGUGCAGCAGUCGCAGUGAGAGCGCCACAUCCGGUCUCGUCGACAUUCUGCUCUUCAACCCGCCCUACGUACCCACGACAGAAGCCGAAGAAGCUGCCGCACAGGCAGAUCAAGCCAUUGCAGGCGCAUGGGCCGGCGGAUCAAUGGGCACCCGUCUGGUCGAUCAACUCAUCGAACAAGGCAUAGAGACAGUACUUGCUCCUCGAGGCAUCUUUUAUCUCGUAGCAAUCAGAGCGAAUGAUCCGCCAGCUCUGAUUCGGCGACUCGAGGCCCGCGGGCUGUCAGCAGAGAUCGCUUUGCAGAGGCGAGCUGGGGGAGAGCAUCUCUUUAUCAUACGAGCACAGCGCAAGUGAAGGAGUGCUCCUCACGCGCGCAUUAGCGCGAUCAAGACGAAGGGUCUUUCGGCGAGUGCUAACACCUCGCUACUGAGGAUCAAGGUGCAUAGCAUUUCAGCUCAAGCUACAGUUUCGGGACGAUUCAACGCCAAAGACGCCUUGGCCUAGUUCAUAUACGUCGAGGCCUCGAUGGUGUCGGGCAUCUCGGGGAUCUUGACAGAGAAGCGACUUUGAAUGUCCUCGAGGACCUUCUUGUCGUCCUCCGAAGAACUGAACAAGAUAGCGAGACCUUUCGUGCCGAAACGACCAGCACGUCCAGCACGGUGCAGCCAUUCAUCGGCAGACGUGGGAGCAUCGUACGAGAUUGACAGGUUUACACGUUCGACAUCGAUACCUCGCCCAAACACGUCGGUG